AUGGCGGUCCCAGCACAAUUACUUGCGGCCAUUCAUGCCGACUUGGGCAGAAGUCGCCAAGAAGAGCUCCCUCUAAGCAACGAGGAAAAACGAAGACCGUCGUUUCAGCCGCCGCCAGAGGAUCUUUCUAAAACAUAUGAUCCAAAGAUUAAACAGGCUCUUGAAAGCAGUUGGUCAACUGCUAUUGUCGAUGCUGAGUCGGAGCAAAUGGCAGGCUUGACCAACCUGAAUGCUCGGCCUUGGGCCUCAUCAGGACAGAUACAAGCUUCGCAAUUCACCAUUCCGGAAAGCAGACAGACAGCUGCCCCGAGACAACCCGCGCUGCCGGCUCCAGCAGCUUCGCCUUCGACUUCUGUCACCCCAGGAACCCCGACCCGAGAUCCUUGGCGAUGGGGUGGCAAGUGUGAGGUGUCGUGGAACGACACGGUCGUUACGAACGCAGAAUUCUGCGUCGAAGCCCGUGAUAGCAAGAACGGAGGACUCUUGAUACUGCGAGCCGCGGGCCAGGCCGAAUUGAGAUUGAGUGUCCUGGAUUUCGAGGUGCCGGUCAUUUACGGCACAUCCUGCAUCAUCAAAAUGAGGUCCAUGGCAGGGGCGGCAGUCCAACUCCGAGUCUAUGCCGUAAAGCCAGCACCACCAACGACGGCAGAGAAGCUCGUCCAAAUUUUGGACAGGCUCCAGGCUGCUGUCUGCAAAGCGUCGGGGAUAGAACGGCCCAAGCCACCGACUACACCAUCAACCCCUCGAGUCGACAAGGUUACGACAGCGCCCAAAUCACUCAUAUGCGCCGACUCACCAGAGUCUUCGCCCGAGCCAUCGCCGCGUCUCAGACAGAUCCAGCUCAUCGAAGUAUCGGCGCCCAAAAAAACCAGCACGGCGCCUAUAAGUCUCGAUGAAAUUUUCGACAGCAUCAACAAAUUUGCGCAGAAUGCGUACAACCAGAACACCGGCUAUGCCGUCCCCAUAUUGCCGGCUGCUUCGGCCACGGAGCAGCAGCCCAGCGACGUGGCGAUGACCGAGUGGCUGAACAAGGGCUGCCUGGACUCGGAGGUGGACAAGACGAAGCGUGUCUUGUUGGAAAUUAUGCGCUUCAUGCAGCAGCUGCAGCUCAAGGAGUCUGCCACGCCGAAGCCCCUAACGAUGUCCAGCCAAACCAUAGAGGUCUUCAGAGCGAUUGACUGCGAGGUUAAAAGCCAGGGCCGCGGCAUUUGCUAUAGCGCUCCUGAGAUUCUGGAGCUCAAAAAGGCGGCGGUAGAGCCUGCGGCGAUGACGGCCAAGAAGGGGCUGUCGGGCUCCCUCUGGGCCAAGAAGUGA
Messenger RNA from Cordyceps militaris CM01, 1314 nucleotides. RefSeq lists its product as uncharacterized. Lineage: Eukaryota; Fungi; Ascomycota; Sordariomycetes; Hypocreales; Cordycipitaceae. The transcript has 4 exons. The record is from RefSeq and is a predicted model, not a curated record. The coding region runs from base 1 to 1314 and encodes 437 amino acids.